This is a messenger RNA of Rana temporaria (common frog), 3310 nucleotides long. It is a transcript of the gene SLCO3A1, whose product is annotated as solute carrier organic anion transporter family member 3A1. The record is from RefSeq and is a predicted model, not a curated record. Gene Ontology annotation, molecular function: protein binding. The transcript has 10 exons. NCBI's taxonomy places the organism in Eukaryota, Metazoa, Chordata, Amphibia, Anura, Ranidae. Gene Ontology annotation, biological process: transmembrane transport; prostaglandin transport; sodium-independent organic anion transport. Gene Ontology annotation, cellular component: membrane. Bases 259 to 2364 code for a protein of 701 amino acids.
CAGCAGUAGUCCGGGAUGCGGACUGUGUGAUGCGGAGCUCUCCUCGGCCCCCUCUCCCGGCUCUCCCCGCUGGGAAGGAGAUGGAAGGUGCGGAGGAGGCGGCGGACUCCCGGCUCGGAUCUGUCUGAUUGUACGGAGGAGGAGGAGGGGGGAGGAGUGAGCGGAGCGCCGCACAUCAGAGGACCGGAGCGGACUGAUCCCCGGAGCCGGACCGGGCAGAGGAGAGGAGGCGGGAGGUCAUCAUCACCGCCGGGAGGGAUGAAGAGCCGGACUGACCCGAGUGCGGAGGGGGGAGAGACCGAGAGCCCGGCGGGGAAGGAGAAGAAGGUUUCCCCCUUCCUCAACAUCAAGAUCUUCCUGGUCUCCGAGUGUGCGCUCAUGCUGGCACAGGGGACUGUGGGGGCUUACCUGGUCAGCGUACUGACUACCUUGGAACGAAGGUUUAAUCUGCAGAGUGCCGAUGUGGGAGUUAUUGCCAGCAGCUUCGAGAUUGGGAAUUUGGCUCUUAUACUGUUUGUAAGUUACUUUGGAGCUCGGGGACACAGACCACGCUUAAUUGGAUGCGGAGGCAUAGUGAUGGCCCUGGGAGCUUUUCUUUCGGCCCUUCCUGAGUUUCUGACGCACCAGUAUGAGUAUGAAUCUGGUGAGAUCCGGUGGGGUGCGGAAGGAAGAGACUACUGUUCUCUUAAUGGUUCCUCUACGGAAGAUCUACCGGAGACCGAGAUUAUCUGCAGGAAUACUUCAACCACCAACAUGAUGUACUUGCUUCUCAUUGGAGCUCAAGUCCUCCUAGGAAUUGGCGCUACACCUGUACAACCUCUUGGAGUAUCGUAUAUCGAUGACCAUGUCCGGCGGAAGGAUUCUUCUCUCUAUAUAGGUAUCCUGUUCACGAUGUUGGUAUUUGGACCUGCCUGUGGCUUUAUCUUGGGAUCUUUCUGCACCAAGAUUUACGUGGAUGCAUUACUCGCAGACACAAGCAAGUUGGAAAUCACUCCAGAAGACCCGCGCUGGAUUGGAGCCUGGUGGGCCGGCUUUCUGCUUUGCGGUGCCUUACUCUUCUUCUCGUCCCUGCUGAUGUUUGGAUUCCCUCAGUCUCUCUCUACACAUAUGGAUCACGUCGAGGAGAGCGAGCAGACCAUGUUACCUGACCGAGAAUACGAGAGACCAAAACCCAGUAACGGAGUGCUGGCUCAUUCUUCCGAGUCAGGAGAGAGCGCUACCUGCUUUCAACAGCUCAGAGUCAUUCCAAAAGUCACAAAGCACCUGCUCUCCAACCCUGUGUUCACCUGCAUCGUCCUCGCAGCCUGCAUGGAGAUUGCUGUGGUGGCCGGCUUUGCAGCUUUCUUGGGGAAAUACCUAGAGCAGCAAUUUAACUUGACAACAUCAUCAGCCAAUCAACUGCUAGGUAUGACAGCAAUACCAUGUGCCUGCUUAGGCAUUUUCCUAGGUGGACUUCUGGUGAAGAAACUAAGUUUGUCUGCCCUUGGUGCCAUCCGAAUGGCAAUGCUGGUGAACCUAGUGUCCACAGCCUGCUACGUGUCCUUCCUCUUCCUGGGCUGUGACACGGGGCCCGUAGCAGGAAUAACUGUUCCCUAUGGAAACGUUAGUUCUUUGGCGUCUUCAUUAAACCACCAACCUCCAUGCAACACUGGCUGCGAAUGUCACAAUGACUCCUUCUCUCCUGUUUGUGGUGCUGAUGGCAUAACCUACCUGUCUGCCUGCUUUGCUGGAUGCAGAAAGUUUAAUCUGUCUGGCUGCACGUGUGUCAUGUCUGUCCCCAUGGAGAACAGCACAGUGGUUCCUGGAAAAUGUCCCAGCCCUGGAUGCCAGGAGGCCUUUCUCACAUUCCUGUGUGUGAUGUGCGUUUGCAGCAUGAUUGGAGCGAUGGCCCAGACGCCAUCUGUCAUCAUUCUUAUCAGGGCAGUAAGUCCGGAGCUCAAGUCAUAUGCACUGGGUGUUCUCUUCCUUUUACUACGUCUAAUUGGCUUUAUCCCUCCGCCGCUGAUAUUUGGAGCCGGGAUUGACUCCACCUGCCUCUUCUGGAGCACGUUUUGUGGGGAGCAGGGAGCUUGUGCUCUGUAUGAUAACGUUGCCUACAGAUACCUUUAUGUCAGCAUUGCUAUAACGCUGAAAUCUUUAGCAUUUAUCCUUUAUACCACCACAUGGCAAUGCUUAAGGAAAAACUAUAAGAGAUACAUCAAAAACCAUGAGGGAGGCCUCACAACAAGUGAAUUUUUUGCAUCAACUUUGACCUUAGAUAACCUGGGCAGAGAGACUAUCGCCCAAAAUAAAACGAACAGGACAAAAUUCAUCUAUAACCUCGAAGACCACGAAUGGUGCGAAAACAUGGAGUCUGUUUUAUAGUAGAUGGACGAGAUGGAUUGACUGUAGUCCAGGGAAGAAUUAUUUAUUUUUUAAAGGAAAAAAAUAUAUAUCAAAAUAUAUAUAUAUAUAUAUAAAUUAUUUCUUUCUGUCAGACCUAGUACAGUUUACUGAUCUAUAAGUUGAUGUUUGGAAAGAACAAUGCCGUUUGUUUUUCAGCCUUCAGCAUCUGAUCUUCCAGCGGGUUGGAUACACUAUCAAGUCUUUUUUUUUGCUUGUUUUUAUUGAAGAACCCACCAUGGGAUGUGAAGCUAAGCAAAACUGGCAUGGCUCCAGCUUCCUACUUAAUGGCACUGGGCAGCCCUCUCUUCUGAUUGAUACAAGUGCAAGGCAUUUGCUGGGUGGUGGCUGACAGCACAUUACACUUAAAUUCAGCUCUACCAUCUCUGUGAUUGGCAGGAAGAACCACACUUUAAUAAAUCCUAAUCAACCUAACGACUUUUAAAGAUGUGGAGAGGAAAAAAAAAUCUGAUUUAAUUUCCUUUUUGUUGCCAGAUUAUCGAUUGAAAUGUAACCCUGUACUGGACCAAUUCUUGUAUCCGAUGAAUAAUCUCUGUAAUGGUUCACGAAACCCUGCUUAAUAGAGUAUGAUCUAGUUUUUUUUUUCUUUGUCUUGGAAGAUUUUAGACUUCAUAAAAUGUAAUCAGAAAAUAUAUCUUCCCAACAAAGGAAAUGGCACCAUACUUUAUUGAAUAGGAGUCAUUAAUACUACUUAGUAUUAAUGCUAUGGUUGCUACAACACUCUUUUUUUUUUUUAAUAUAGAAGAAAACUUUCUUCCACUGUUAAACUUAGGGCUUUUCUGUGCAAAUGUAUAGAUUUAUUGGCCAAUGUGCUGAGCCGGCUGAUCCUCUGUUAAUGGGGAUUAAAGACACAGUUGGAGAUAUUUACGAGAACUGGUGCAUGUAGCUCUGCAAACAAAAAAAAAAA